Ectocarpus sp. CCAP 1310/34 is the source of this 887-nucleotide messenger RNA. The record is from the annotation of a GenBank genome assembly. Lineage: Eukaryota; Phaeophyceae; Ectocarpales; Ectocarpaceae.
GUUGGCAGCAGGGAACUCAACUGCUGGUACAUCAACCACGCACGAUGGUGAAGGUGCUAGUGGCAGGCGAUGUGAAAGGGAGUGUGGCGCAGCUGCUGGCGAAAGUCGCUCAGUAUAACAAGUCUAGAGCCGGGCCCUUCGACAUGGUGUUCGCAGUGGGCCCGCUCACCUCGCCGGACAGCGGGUGCGGAGACGAGGCGGCACUGUCCCCUGUCCUCGCCGGCGAAACGCCUCCCGCGGUACCCGUCUACUUUUUCGAGGCCGGGGGGUCGGAAAGUUUGUCCGCCAAGCUUGAGGAACACCCAUUCCAGCAGGUGGCGAGCAAUCUCUUUUACCUGGGGAGGGGGGGCAUCAAGACUGUGGGAAAACUCACGGUGGCGUUUUUGUCCACGAGCCACAAGCCCGACGGUGUAGAGGCGAAGGGCAUGGAGGUAGACCUGCCGGAGCGGUGCUUCCAGGAGCUCUCUGCGGGGGGCGUCGCGCCGGCGGCGGUGGGGAGCGAAGCCGUGGCCAAGCUGGCCGUGGCCGUGAAGCCUAGGUACCACUUCGCGGCAUCGGAAGGGGCGUUCUUCCAGCGACCUCCUUACAGGAACUACGGAAGCAGCGGGUGCAUGCACACAACCAGGUUCAUAUCCCUGGGGGAGCUAGCCGCAGGGUCUGCGGCGCCCAAGGACAAGACCAAGAAGUGGGUACACGCGCUCAACCUCGAGCCGAUCGCCUUCAUGAAGAAGGAAGACCUCUCCAAGAGGUCUGCAGACACCACCGACUGCCCGUACGUGGCGAGGAAGGCCUUGGGAGGAGGGGGGGGGGGGGGGGGCGGGAGAGCAAGAGGGCAACGGGCAGAGGUAGAGGGGAAGAGAAUUAAGCACGCGGUUAAGACCUCAUAG